CUGCUCUUUACUCUGUUUCUAUUUUCACUCCCUCUCUCUCUCUCUCCCUCUCUCUCUCUGUUUUCCUCUGUCUCUCUCUCAGACCGUGGUCAUGGCUCGCUGCAGGAGUUACUUACGAGGUCUCGCCAUCUGUGUUACCGUGUUGCUACUGGCGUCUGGUGUCGUCAUGAUCGGCAUCGGCUUUUCCUCCAUCGAUGGCAACGUACCAGUCGCUGAGUUGUUUGACCAGUUGUCCAGCAGCGACGGUUUACUCGUCCUGCAGGCGUUUGGUCCAAUCACAGUGAUUUUGUCGCUUGUGGGCAUCUGCGCCGCGGCUAUGGACCUGAAACCUCUGCUGCUGGUGUUCUCUGCUCUGAUCUUCGUGGAGUUCGUGGCUCUCAUGGUCGUGGCGUCUCCACUGGUCCAGGUUCAGGCUCAGAUGGACAGCGCGGUGGACGAGGUCUUCCUGAACGUCACUCCUCUUCAUAAAGCAGAUCUUUACAUCCAGACAGAACUGAACAAACUCCAAACUUCAGACUCUUGUUGUGGUCUGAGGAGUUUUGAAGACUGGGACAAUCAACUUCCUGUUUCCUGCGUCUGUGCAACACCAACACCACCUGUGACCUCUGACCUCCAGCCAAGAUCUGAUUAUGGAGACUCUGAGAAUCUCUGUGUGAUGGUCGGCAGUGACCUUUACCCUCUGACCUCACAGGUCACAGAGAAGUUAUGGGUUCACUCCAAGCCCUGUGGUCCGAUCCUGAAGAGUUACCUGAGUUUCCCAAUCAAACUUAGGAUCGGAAUCAUCUCGGCCUUUGCCACCAUCGCGAUGGCGGCCAUCGCUCUGUGUCUGACUCUGGGUCUGGAGGAACACUGGAAGACGCCUCCGGUGGAAAUGACGGUCGACGACUUCAACAGAGUGAAAUAUCAACCCAAGCCCUCCCUCACCUGACCCCUGACCCCUGACCCCUCCUCCCUGCACUGAGGAUCGCAAUAAGUAUUUAGUAAAAACACAACGUCAAGUUUUUUAGUUAGUUAGUUUGACAGAUGAACUCGUUAGGGCGAGGUUUAGGUUAGCUUACCUAAGAGUUAAUAUGUGUAAGGUUAAGUUUGGUUUGGUUUAGGUUUAAGUUAGCUAAGAUGCAAGUUAGCUGUUGGCUUGGGUUAGGUUUAGCUUAGCUUAGAUGAGAGUUAGCUUAGGUUUAGCUUAGCUUAACUCUUAUGUUAACCUAAUUAAACCUACAUUUGGUUUAGGUUUAAGUUAGCUAAGAUGCAAGUUAGCUUACAUAGAGUUGGCUUCGGUUAGGUUUAGUUUAGCUUUUCUUAGAUGAGUUAGCUGAGCAAAGGUUACAUUUUUGUUAGCUUAGAAUAUAGCUAGCUAAACUAGGGCUAUAGUUAUGUUAGUUUAGUUGAGUUAUCUUAGGUUGAGUUGAGUUAUCUUAGGUUUAGUUGAGCUAGCUUAGGUUGAGUUAUCUUAGGUAUAGUUGAGCUAGCUUCGGUUUAGUUGAGUUAUCUUAGGUUUAGCCUCGAUGAGAGUUUAGGUGAAGUUAAUUUUAGGUAAGACAACAGUGAGCAAAGGAAAGGUUAGGUUAAUAAGUUAUGGUUAGUAAAGUGUGUGUUUGAGAUAACAUGAUAUUUCAAACAUGUAUAAACUCAUAACAUCACUGUAAAUGCAAAAAAAAGAAAAAGAGUUUAAUUUCUGAACUUCCUGUCAUCAUAGUAUCUCACAGCUCUGUGUGUGUGUGUGUGUGUGUGUGUGUGUGUGUGUGGUCUUUGGCCACAUGAUGGCAGCAGUGUGCAGCAUUAACAGUGUGAACAGCAUCAGAGAGAAAAGCUCUGUGCAUCUGUAUUUAUCUGUAUUCUGAACCACACUUUUACACUCAGUGGUCACUUUAUUAGGAACACCAACACAACAGGAAGUCUCCUGUUCUACCACGCCACAGCUAGAGGUCACUGUUACACCGGUUAUCUGACGACUUCUGCUGCUUCUCUGCAUAAUAUUAUUCAGAUUAUAAUAUUUAUUAUUUAAAAUGUUUACAUGUGACAGAAUAUAAUCUGAUUACAACUCACGUCUAUGUUUCACCCACUGCUGUGAAAACAAAUAACAUCAAUAGUCUGGUCUCGCUCUUAUCUAAGAUAACGUAACUCUGAGAUAAACUUACCUAAACUAGGCUAACUCUCAUCAAAGCUAAGCUAAAGGCAAGUUUAAGUUUGUCUUAGCUUUGAUCAGAUUUGAUUUAGGUUUAGUUUGGCUUACAUAAGCUUUAGUACAAUGUUGGGUCAGUUUACAGUUUACAGCGUAGGUUGUGUUAGGUUUAAAUUAGCUAUGACUUCAUGAAGAACAACAACAACACACAACAGUUACAGAAUAUAAUCUGAUUACAACUCGUGUCUAUGAAUACAAUUUAGGUCAGAAGUUAUCUUAGGUUUCGGUUAUCUUACAUUAGAGUUAGGUUUAGGUUAACUCACGUAAGAGUUAACUUAGGUUAUCUUUAGAUAAGCUUCCAUAAGAGUUAACCUAGGUUAGGUUUAAGUUAGCUAAGAGUUUAUUAGGAACACACAAUAAUUACAAAAUAUAAUCUGAUUAUAAUUCACGUCUAUGUUGCUGUGAAAACUGAGAUCAGUAAUCAGAUUUUAGAAGAUACACUGAUUGAUUGAUUGAUUGAUUGAUAUUAAGAGUCUAAAGUUUGUGUCUUGUUGUAAAUUAAAACAGAUUUUUAUUGAUCUUAAAAAAAAAUUCCGGGAGACAAAA
This is a messenger RNA of Solea senegalensis (Senegalese sole), 2728 nucleotides long. Its product is annotated as 23 kDa integral membrane protein-like. Lineage: Eukaryota; Metazoa; Chordata; Actinopteri; Pleuronectiformes; Soleidae. The transcript is spliced from 9 exons. Gene Ontology annotation, cellular component: membrane. The record is from RefSeq and is a predicted model, not a curated record. Bases 92 to 928 code for a protein of 278 amino acids.